This is a messenger RNA of Impatiens glandulifera, 812 nucleotides long. RefSeq names its product transmembrane protein 18. The coding region runs from base 170 to 661 and encodes 163 amino acids. The record is from RefSeq and is a predicted model, not a curated record. Gene Ontology annotation, cellular component: nuclear membrane. The transcript is spliced from 4 exons. NCBI's taxonomy places the organism in Eukaryota, Viridiplantae, Streptophyta, Magnoliopsida, Ericales, Balsaminaceae.
CUUGCUAGACUUCGGAAGUUGAGAGAAUUCGAGCUUCUUUGAAAACUUCAGAUUUCCAGAAACCCUAGCAGAGAAUUUAGUAGAAUAGUUAAUUAGGGUUCUUUAGAUUUUAAAAGUGGAAUCGAUUCCGCUAUUUUGAUCAAAUCAACGGCAGUGAUCUUUGUUCAUCAUGGAUGAGAUUAGAUCUGCUAUGGAAGACCAUCUUGACCAAAUGGCAGAUCUGGUCCAGAAAUUAUCUGCCGAACUCCGUUCUGGAAUGCGACCAGCCUAUGAUCAUUUCAUUGGAUUCUUCCACGCCAUUGAUUGGAAGGAACCAUGGUUGAUAUGCUUGAUGGCGUUUCAUGUUUUGUUUCUGUUGGUUGCUAUAAUCUCAAGAAAGAACACCAAUUUCCAGAUGGGUUUGUUUCUGUUUGCACUGGCUGGUGUAUAUUUUGCUGAGAAUCUGAAUCAUGUUCUGAGAAAGAAUUGGCAAAGCUUUGCGGGCCAGAAUUACUUCGACCCGCAUGGAUUGUUUCUUUCUGUGCUCUGGUCUGGACCACUUAUUGUCAUUGCCAUAUUGAUAUUGGUGAACAAUCUUUUUAACUUGUGUUACACCAUGGUUAAAUGGAAAAGGGCUGAACUUCGACACCGUGCUAGACUUGCACGCGACAAGAAGGAAUAAUGACAGGCUACGGUUUCAUCGUGUAUUUAAGUUUCAAAUUGAGGUACUAAUUAUUAUUAUAUUAACCUCUUUUACGAAUUCAGAAGACAUUCAAAACCUUUGUUUAUGGUUUAGUUGUUGUUUCUUAAUAGUAUGACAAUUUUGAGAUUAA